Cyprinodon tularosa is the source of this 3689-nucleotide messenger RNA. It is a transcript of the gene rapsn, whose product is annotated as receptor-associated protein of the synapse, 43kD. Lineage: Eukaryota; Metazoa; Chordata; Actinopteri; Cyprinodontiformes; Cyprinodontidae. Gene Ontology annotation, molecular function: acetylcholine receptor binding; protein-membrane adaptor activity. Gene Ontology annotation, biological process: chemical synaptic transmission. The transcript has 8 exons. The record is from RefSeq and is a predicted model, not a curated record. Gene Ontology annotation, cellular component: synapse. The coding region runs from base 362 to 1633 and encodes 423 amino acids.
AAGAAUUCCUUUUGCUGGGGUGUGGAGGGAGCAGAUAUUCUGGGAAACCUUUGCCAGCACUCAGCUGGGAUACUUGGUUCUUUUUAUGUUUUUUUCAACAGAAUUUAAAAAGGAGAAAUCUCAGAACUCUUGAUGUGAGACAAGUUCAGUUUUCCAGCUCUUUGCAAAAGUUUCUGUGAUAAUGUUCUUGGUGUGCCACCGCUCGUCCUCCCUGGAUCCAGUUUCCUCUCCGUCUCAGCUCAGCCGGAGCUGAUAAAGCGGGAUCUGGUACCAAUCUUUCUGAGGGGAUCAUCUUCAAGGAAUCUUCAACAGGAAAGAUCUGCUUUCUUCCUGCCUUGAUGAAACUGCAUGGCCUAAGCGAAUGAAUAUUUUCACAUUGCGCAUUGCACCAGAAAUGGGCCAGGACCAAACCAAGCAACAGAUAGAGAAGGGCCUGAAGUUAUAUCAGUCUAAUCAGACGGACAAAGCCCUGCAUGUUUGGACAAAAGUUCUGGAAAAGACCUCGGAUCCUGGAGGGAAGUUUCGAGUGCUGGGUUGCUUGAUCACAGCCCACUCAGAAAUGGGAAAGUACAAAGAUAUGCUCAAGUACGCCCUGGAACAGAUUGACACGGCUCGUGAAAUGGAGGACCCAGAUUACCUAACUGAAGGCUACCUGAACUUGGCCCGUAGCAACGAGAAGCUGUGCGACUUCCAGAAGACGGUGUCCUACUGCAAGACCUGCUUAAACAUGCAGGGCACCACUGUCAGCCUGCAGCUUAACGGCCAAGUGUGUCUGAGCAUGGGCAAUGCCUACCUGGGGCUCAGCGUGUUCCAGAAGGCCCUGGAGAGCUACGAGAAGGCCCUGCGCUAUGCACACAACAACGAUGACAAGAUGCUGGAGUGCAGAGUCUGCUGCAGUCUGGGAAACAUCUACGUUCAUCUGAAGGACUACGAGAAAGCCCUGUUCUUCCCCUGCAAGGCAGCUGAGCUCGUCAACGACUACGGUAAAAGCUGGAGCCUCAAGUAUCGCGCCAUGAGCCAGUUUCACAUGUCUGUGGCCUACAGGAAGCUGGAGCGUCUGGCAGACGCCAUGGAGUGCUGCGAGGAAUCCAUGAAGAUUGCCCUGCAACAUGGCGACCGACCUCUUCAAGCUCUGUGCUUGCUAAACUUUGCAGACAUACACCGCUGCAGGCAUGAUGUCAAUAAAGCAUUCCCUCGUUAUGAGUCAGCACUGGGCAUUAUGACCGAGAUUGGAAACCGUCUUGGUCAAGCGCACGUCUACUUGGGUGUCGCAAAAUGUUGGCUUCUGCAGAAAGAAUUUGACAAGGCUCUUGAAUCUUUGGAGCGAGCACAGGAACUGGCAGAUGGAAUGGGAAACAAGCUGUGCACCCUGAAGGUACACUGCCUUCGUGAAGGCAUUUACCGAAACAACAAGCAACAGGAGGAGCUCCGAGAGCAGGUGGUGAAGUUCCUGCAGUGUGUCGAGGAGCUGGAGCUCUACUGCGGCAUGUGUGGGGAGUCCAUCGGGGACAGGGACCAAAAGCUGCAGGCGUUACCCUGUUCCCACAUUUUCCAUCUCAAGUGUCUGCAGACAAACGGGACAAAAGGGUGCCCUAAGUGUUUCAAAUCUUCUAUCAAGCCUGGAUUUGUGUGACAUCCAACGACUGUUUACAUGUUAGUUCUGGAGACAUGGCGUGAUACCUUAAAGGCUCUUGACUGAGUUGAAGGCAGCAGACAGCUUUAUGAUGAGCUACAUUUCAUACCGGCUCCAAAGUUUGCUUCCCUGCACACAGAAUGGCUACUCUGAAUCAAGAGCGUCCCGAUCGGUUGCUUACAAGCACAGAUUAGGGCCUGAGUGUCAUUUAGACAUCAGUACAGGUUCAUCAGUGGAGAUACUGCAUAACUGACGGCGUUGAGUUGUGAGAUAAGCUGAAAAAUCAAAUGAGUUACAACAUAAACACAGGAUAAGGAUCACAAACUUCAAGUUAUUCUUGUUCUGGCUCAUGUUUGUUUAAGAGCUAUUUUAAAAGAUGGGAUGAACUUAUUUAUGAAAGAAUAAGUCUGAUAUUAAAAGAAACAAACAAACCAAACCAUGCGUAUUGUCAAAAUUCACCUCAAUCUUUUUCUUUUUUUUUUUAAUAGCAACUGCUUUUCACGUGACAGCACAGUCAUGCCUGGAUGUAAUGGUUUUAUUAUUGUUUUUAAUUCAUGUACAUAGUGUUUUCUUGUCAUUUUCUGGUAAACAUUUGAGUAUUUUAAUGUAUUAUAUUUUUCUAAAGCUAACUAAAAUCUCUUAAGCAUUGAAAAACUAGUAUGUCUUUACAAAAAAUGAUUCAUGCAGCUGUAAUAUAAUUAUUUUCAUUAUUUUUAGUGGGGAAGAAGGGCCUUGCAAACAAUCAUGUAGAUACACAGCUUCUUAUGGGAGGGGGAUAAAAUUCAGUUUAAUGCAUUAUUUGAUUGAUUGUUUAUAUCACUGGGGAAAAAUGGUGAAAAAAGGAUUGGCUUUUUUGAUUAACAGAGCCAAAAACAGCUAAACGUGUAACUAAGCAAUAGUAUAACAUUGAAAAGCAAUGUAUUUAUUUAUUUAACUGUUUAUUAGAGUAUUUCUUAAUAGUCCUUGCGUUUUAUAUUUUAUAUUCCAUGUAAAGGAUUUAUUUUUUCGCGUUUUUGUUAUAUGUAGGAAAAAUAUUAUCCUUCCCUUAAAAAAAGGCUUCUUUUUGUGGUUAGGUGUCUUUAAAAUCGGUUAAUUUGGAGUCUGUGCACCAAAAGUAGAAGGUGAUCUACUGCGGCUAUUUCCCCUCAGAACAUCAGCCUUUACUUCAUAGGGUUCAUCAUACACAGUCUGGAAAAAAAAUCUCAUUUAAUUUGUAUAUUUCCCAGGUUUUAAGACAUAAAGUAUACACUUAUUUACAGACUUUAUUCCAUUUGCAUUCUUUAAAUGCGCUGUCAUCUCAUCCUCUGUCCUUUCUCACUUCCUUGCCCAUAUACCCUUUUUUUUUUAGCUUUCUCUUCGCACAGCUUCUCUCAUUUUGCCUUUCCCUUAUUUAGUUUGCUCUUCUUCCUUAUGUCUUCCUUUACGUGAUUUUCAUGUCCUUUUUCCUCUGUCUUUCCUUGAUUCUUCAUAAUCAGCCUACAAAUUAUAGAAAUAUCUGAAGAAUAUUGAAGUGUUUUAUCUUUUAAAGUUAAGGAUAAAGGACUUUUUGUCUGGAAUAUUUAAAUAGAAAAAAAUGUGGAGGAACCUUGAAAUGACCUUUUAAUGUCUUUGUUUUACACGCUCUACAUGAUGAUGAAGGGAAGUUCACCUUUAUAGCAAACUAAUUUACCAUUUCUGCACAAUGAUGUGUUUCUCUGGACUUCAGGAAACUUGAUUUUCCCUCUGAAUACAAACUGGUUCUUGUUUGAUGUUUUAAAAAAAUGAUGACUCAUUGUGUGUACCUGCUAAGAUAGAUUUUAUUUAAAGUUAAUGCUUGUAGUCAGAAGAAAGAGAUUUUUCUGCCAGUUCCUUUAACCAUAUAAACUACCUCUGUUUUUGCCUCCAGUCUUUGAAAACAAGAGCAGCAAUGCCACAACCUCUGUUUCUGACUUGUUUUCUUUUUUAGUCAUGAUGAGUUCAGGCUUCAAAUAUACAGUUGGGAUAUAUAGUGAUACCAUGUUACUCUGUCUCAUAAGGACAUGUUUAAUUUUUGAAAAUAAAGGUCAGUUACAGUAAA